Messenger RNA from Brachypodium distachyon (stiff brome), 1362 nucleotides. RefSeq lists its product as uncharacterized. The coding region runs from base 250 to 1149 and encodes 299 amino acids. The record is from RefSeq and is a predicted model, not a curated record. The transcript has a single exon. Lineage: Eukaryota; Viridiplantae; Streptophyta; Magnoliopsida; Poales; Poaceae.
UAAAAUCCGGACGGGUCACCGGGGCACUAAUUAAUCGCGGCGCGCAAGCGCAAUGUGCUAAGGAUGUGCCAAUUAGCCCAAUGGAAUAAACCCUUCAUCACUUCGGGGGUGCCAUCACGGCCAAAGCCGCCCUAUAAAAUCCGGGUCUCCGAGUGUCAACCUCUUACCCGGCAUCGCAUCGCAGCUUCGCACCGAACACCACCGCCUCGGGGGUAGAAAAGAGAGAGUCGUGAGCCGCUCGCCGGCGCCAUGGCCGUGUACAUCCGGCUCGACGACGCCGUCCGCGCGCGCCUCCGCGGGGCCGCGUCAGGGUCCACCGGCAGCACGACGAGCAGCGGCAGCGAGCACGACGCCUCCGCCUGCCUCUCCGGCCUCGUCCAGGCCUUCCUCGAGACGGAGAACUCCGCCGCCCUGGAGGAGGAUCAUCCCGCGCCCAAGGGAUCCGGAGCCGCGGACGACGAUGGCUCCUCGGCUUCUGCCGCGGCAGCGGCAGCGGCAGCUGCCAUGCGAGAGCUCCUCGACCCGCCUGCUGCCGAGGACCCGUUCCGGAUCAGGCUCGCAGCCGCCGUGUCUGCCGCGCUCGAGGCAGAGGGAAGCCACGGCCACGUCCACGGCGCGGCGCUCAGGCGGGCCAUGGUGCGGCGGCUGCGGGCCGCCGGGUACGACGCGGGCGUGUGCAAGUCCCGCUGGGAGGCGUCCGGCGGCGGGCUAACCGCGGGCGCGCACGAGUACGUGGACGUGGUCUUCUCGCCGUCCGCGGCCCCAAGCACGAGGUACAUUGUGGACCCGGAGUUCAGGGCGGGGAUGGAGGUGGCGCGCGCGACGGCGGAGUACGCGGCCGUGGUGGCCGCCGUGCCGUCCCCCGCCGUGGUCGCGCGGGAGGAGUCCCUCGGGCGCGCCGUGCGCGUGGCGGCCGACGCCGCGCGCCGGUCGCUGCGUGCGCAGGGGCUUCACGUGCCGCCGUGGCGCAAGAGCCGGUACAUGCUCGCCAAGUGGCUCGGGCCUUACAAGAGGUCGCCCGCGUCGACGGCCUCGGCGCCCGCGAUGGCGGUGCUUACGGCGGCGCCCGCCGGGAUGAUGGUGGAGGGCGUCAAGUGCCGCGCCGUCGGGUUCUUCCCACCGGCCGCCGCCGCGGCCAGGAUCAGGUAGGAGUACCAUUUUCGCUUCUUCCCAGUCACCGGGAAAAGAUGUGUACCGUUGUAGAGAGAUCGGUCGGUCCACCGAUCAGGUCCCGUUCCUUCGAGCUCCGGGUUGCUCUGCUCUGGUGGGGAAUUCGUUUUUUUGUACAGGAAUUUUUGGUCGGGAUUAUGAAAGGAGCAAAUUGUUCUCGCAAUUUACGAAUGGUUUCAAAGAUUGAUGACA